AUCAACCACUAAACUAGCCUGAGGGUAAGGCAUAUGAUUGGGAAGAGUUUGCUCUGACUCUGCAGCUUCCCCAAAGCGACCUGAGCAGCAACUUAUCUUUCUGCUUCAGCAAUGGCAGAAGCUGUUAUAAGACACUGGGUGGAAACUCCCGUACGCUAUCAAGAGCAGUUUGCUGUCCAAGAGCUGGAAGCACACAAACUGGAUCACUCUUUAUACGCUUUGCCGGGCCCUUCUAUGGCUGCACUAAGCAACAGAAGGUGUAUCACAGAAAGUACGUCUGGGGCCGGGAAGAGUGGCCAGGAGGAGGAAAACACGCACUUUCAGGUCUUGCUGGACGUCGUGCAGUUCCGCCCCGAAGAUAUCAUUAUUCAGACAUUUGAAGGCUGGCUCCUGAUCAAAGCUCAGCAUGGACCCAGGAUGGAUGAACACGGUUUCGUAUCCAGAAGCUUUACCAGGCAGUACAAAUUACCUCAUGGAGUGGAGAACAAAGACUUGUCUGCGCUUUUCUGCCAUGAUGGCAUUUUGGUUGUUGAAAUGAAGAAAGCACCGGGAAAGAACUAGAACCUUGUCCGUAGUUUAUUGGUGAGAUAAAAUCAUUCUCAAUAUAACAAUACUAUUCAAGCAAUGCUGUGGAGUGUAGUAAGCAUGUGGCUGUAUUUAUAUAAUAGUAAAGGAAAAUCUUUGUAUAUAUUUUUCAGUAUGCUGAGUUUAUUGUUUAUUGUGAAAUGUUAGACUGCUUGCCUCCAGCUACAUAUGUGUUGGAAAGCCAGGAUUUUUGAACAGCAGAAAGUUUAGGCUAGUCACAGCAAGAGCAAAAAAAAAUCCAUUUGAUAACAUAUCAAAAAUAAAGCACAUUUAUGAGUUCAGUAGGAGGUCUUGUAUUUCUAAGGAAUAACCAUUUGUCAUACAUAGUCAUAAUCAUUAAAGAAGCAUUUUUCAUACAUAGUCAUAAUUAUUAAAAAAGCAAUAGAUAGAUUGUGAGUCUUACAGAAAUUUAAUUUACGUGCCAAAAAAUCUGUUUGCUAAUUUUUGAGAUUAAAUUCUUCUUCCUUAGGCUUUGGAAAAGCACACAAACUGAAGGAUACUAUGAAGGAAAAAAAACCCUAUUUCCACAGUCCAAGCUUGUAUACAAAAGAAACCCCAAACUUGAGACCUUACUUUUUAGAAGUGUGUUGCAUGUUUGAAUCUGUAAGAAAAAAUAAUAAUCGCUGACUAUAUUUGCUUGAAAGUACAGUAAGAAGAAAUAAUACUUUCUGUCAAAGACAAAUCAAUUUGAAAGAAAACUUUCAAAGACAUUUAGAAAAUUGGUUUUAACAUAUUUUGUUAUCUACUAGCAACUGAAGAAAAAAUAUAUUGCUCACAAAUAGUCAAAAGGAUCAAAUUCUUCCUUGUGAAGCCCCAGUAAUAAAAAGGCAUUGCUCUAGCACAGAUGCCUUCAUUCUUACACGUUUUAGGUAGUCUUCCUGUUCAAUCAGAUGAAUAUUUUAUUCUUUAUGUUGCUUGACAGUUUAGGCUGAGAUCCCACAACUGUGUCUUCAAGAGCAAAUUCUUCUGCCUAUGUAUAGACCCACUCUCCCUGUAUGAACAUGGACUCUACAUGAAGCUAAUUUUAAGUACAGGGGUACCUUACUACAGACACAGGUUUAAUUUCUGUCCCACUGUCUCUCAUUUCAUGAGAGUUGUAGAGACAAAAAAAAAAUCCACCCACUAUAUCUAGUAUCUGGUCUUCUCAACAUAAAAAAACCCCAAUGCUGUAAGUGAGUUUGUAAAUACUCAAACAUUUGAGGCGAUCUACAGCUGCAAGUCGAACUGCCUCCUUUUAUGUGUACUGAAGAUGAGUAUGACUGCUGUGCUAUGAAUAGUAAAGGAAUGUGGAAUGGAAAGUGCCAAGUUAAAUACAGACUCUUUAUGAUACUCAUCUGCUGUUUGGACAAAUCAAAAACAUAUUCAAAUGAAACUGAAUACAAAUACAAUUUUAAGAAUAUGAGAAAAAUCUGAUGAACAAAACCCAGGCUCUCGCUAGCUGAAGCCAGAGAGUUCCUUUAGUUUAAAAUGAAAGCCCCAAGCUUUUGUGUCUGCACAUGUCCAUUCAUUAGAAAGGUUUAUGUCAUGGUUGUUUAGACUUGAAGAUAUUUGAAGCAACUGAUUUUACAAAAGUGGGUAGUUCAAGUCUUACAUUUUAUUUAUUAUUUGUACUAAAACACAAGGAAUUUGUACAAGAAAUGCAGAAUAAAGUUUGGAUUGUGAAUUUC
Aquila chrysaetos chrysaetos is the source of this 2252-nucleotide messenger RNA. It is a transcript of the gene HSPB3, whose product is annotated as heat shock protein family B (small) member 3. The transcript has a single exon. The record is from RefSeq and is a predicted model, not a curated record. NCBI's taxonomy places the organism in Eukaryota, Metazoa, Chordata, Aves, Accipitriformes, Accipitridae. Gene Ontology annotation, cellular component: cytoplasm; nuclear speck. The coding region runs from base 112 to 561 and encodes 149 amino acids.